CGCCAUUACAACGGGAUGUUAAUCAUGCUUGUUGGCAUGAGUUAUCCCGGCGUACUAGUUUCCACUAAGGUCACUGGGAUGAUUCGGUGCUUCUUAUCGCCCCAACCUUGAUGCUUGUCUUAUCACUAAUGUGUCACGGUUAAAACGGGCGGGCUGAGGGCAGGGGGGCGGCGAGGACGAGCGGAAAGCAAAGUUAAUCUGUGUAAAUGCCGAGCAAAGAGUUGCCUUUGCUUCCGAAGGUGUCUAUAUUGAUCCCAGCGAGGGUGAUGAUUGGCCGGAUCCUCUUUGUCGGUGGCUUGGCAUCAGCCAGCCGCGGCACGGACCAAGUUUCGCGCUCGGUUGCUGAAUUAUUGCACUCUGCUUGUUGUAGCAUGAAUGAUCCUCGUGCGGCGAGUAGCGCGAGUGAGCAUCGUGUCGCUCGCCCCGAAUCCUCGCCUCGCUCCCCCUCCGCCUUCAUCCGCCCCUGCAACCGAGGGCAGACGAUUGCACGAGGGUUGCUGACCGAACCCAGCCAGCUCAGACGUACACACCCAGACUCUCUUCGUGUAUACAUCCCCACGCGUACACAAACACAUUUGCAGGCGCGCACACACAUACACACAGUUCACGCGAGUGGCGGGCUAGACGGGGACGCCGGCGCAACACCGCUGACAUGAGCACGGGCGGCACACGCGGCCACCACCACCACGCACGUGUGGACGCAUUCUUACCCGCGCUGCUGGAGGCGAGGCACCGCUCCCUCCCCUCUCCGCUGGCACUCACUGACACAUACGCCGACCCGCCUGGCACCGCCCCACGCGCUCACCCACACCUCCACCUGCACUUCUCCUGAGCGUACGGCACGUCAUCUCGGACCUGUACCUACCCGUGAGGCAACACCAUCUCCUUCUGUUGACCUCCGCCCGUGCUGGCCGGACUUGGUGCUUCCUGUGCCCCACACCCUCUACACGGUGUGUUGUAGCCAGAGGAUCAGAGGACCUUGGUGGUGUAUCGGGUAUCUUCCCGCCUUACGCAGCAACGUCACCUGCUGCUGUUGUUGCUGCCACGGCCCUGCUUCAGUUUGUUUUAACGUGCAGUGUCGAGUGUGUGUGAGUGGCACCAGCCAACACAUGGUCCCGCGCUCUGCCCACCCGCGUCCGUGCCACACCUGUGUCAGAUUCGUGCCUGCACUGGCUGAUCGAGGAUUCCUUCUGCAGCCUAAGGAAGUGUUUGCCAAUUCUGCGCACAGAACUUUGUGUAGUGAAUUAUACUGGUGAAGUGAAUGUAUCAGCCAUUCCAGUGACUCAAUAAAUACAAACAUUCAAGGGUACAGAGUUCAAGGUCGCGAGGACUGAACUUGGCCCGGAGACACCAAGCCUGUCUCACGAACCUAACCUUGCUGAAACCAGAGGUUGCAGUGUUGACAAGGGACUGGAACUGCAACUUAACAUUCCCACAUUGUGUGACAGCUAGUGAAGAGACCUAGUAAGUCGCGUGGCCCUGUGUAUGUUUACAAACCUUCACCGGUCGCAAGUGCCAGCAGGUGAAAGAGUUUUCUUGUGCAGAAGGAAAACUUGGGUGUCAGUCGUAGAGGUAAAAGAGACUUAGUGUCACAGAAGAUAGUAAGUCCGGACAAUUUAGAAGACGAGCCCCCGGUGGUUUUAAUGUCUUGCGAGCCUGGAGAUCAUGCGAAGAAUGUGCGACAAGGCGUUGUGUGAACCCCUGGUUUCAUCUUCAGUUGCCGGCAUGGAUGACAGCAACAGCCUCCCCUCACCCGACUACAAGACAUAUCCCCCCUACCACAUGGAACCAUCAGGCUCCCAUCCGGAAGGCGGUUCCGCGCCCGUGGACACAAAGCCCUCUUUCGAAGAGGUUUCGUCAUGCAACUUCGCGAGACCAAACGGUUGGGGCGAGGAAGCACCCGCCGUGGGCGACGUGAAACCCCAGGUGAGCAUCAAGCGGGAGGUCGUUGAGCAGGAGUCUCGCGAAGGCGAGUCCGAGGGAGGCCAGAGCGUCAUUCGCUGCGUGGACACCAGCAUGCCUCCUCCAGACGGUGUGUGCUAUGACCCUCGGUCCAGGCGUCCUUCAGGGGGAUUCGCCCGCCCUCUUGACGUGCCUCGCGCUGGGGACGUCAUCAGGAGUCACCACGGGUCCCGCUACAGGGAAGUCCGUCGGAUGAACGAGCAGACACGACCUGACCAGCCACGACCGCCAGAUCUCACUCGACAUGUCGAAUCCAUGAGGAUGACCGAUUGCCCGCCGCCGCCUCCCUCGUCCUCACCAUCCUCCUCCACCACACCCACUUCCUCGGCUGGGAGGCCUCGAGCCACAGGAAAGAAGGAACGCAAGAAAGAAGAAACGGACGAUGUGUCCAGCUCUAUCCCAGACUUAGGUAAGUUCCAGGCCGGACAUCACCAUAUGUUACCUGACACGUGAGUACCUUCUCCCCAUUGGUCCGUUGAAGGGUGAGGGGACGCAGAGGGGAAGUCGGAUGAAACAGUCCGUUUGAAUGAGGCAGCUGAUCGCCAUGCCAGAAAUAGCGGGUGUAAAAUGUAUCAAAAGGGUAUGAUGAAUCUCUCGAUGAAUUGGUUGAAUGAGAUCGGGGAAA
This is a messenger RNA of Penaeus vannamei (Pacific white shrimp), 2587 nucleotides long. Lineage: Eukaryota; Metazoa; Arthropoda; Malacostraca; Decapoda; Penaeidae. The record is from RefSeq and is a predicted model, not a curated record.